This is a messenger RNA of Radiomyces spectabilis, 1298 nucleotides long. RefSeq names its product legume-like lectin family-domain-containing protein. Gene Ontology annotation, cellular component: endoplasmic reticulum membrane; COPII-coated ER to Golgi transport vesicle; endoplasmic reticulum-Golgi intermediate compartment. The transcript has 8 exons. Lineage: Eukaryota; Fungi; Mucoromycota; Mucoromycetes; Mucorales; Radiomycetaceae. Gene Ontology annotation, biological process: Golgi organization; endoplasmic reticulum organization; endoplasmic reticulum to Golgi vesicle-mediated transport. The record is from RefSeq and is a predicted model, not a curated record. Bases 67 to 981 code for a protein of 304 amino acids. Gene Ontology annotation, molecular function: D-mannose binding.
GUUCCUUUUCCGCUCGCGUGUCGCUUUUUUAUUGGUAUUGAAGGCUCACUUUUGUUGGCAGAGACUAUGCGUUUUCUAUCUGCCAUCCUUUUAGCGGCUACGGCCGUCACAUCGUUCAUAUGUGCCGAGGCACAACUGCCGAUGCGCACCCAUUCCAUCGCCAUGCCUUAUAUUGACGAUGACCUCCAAAAUCAUUGGUUUGAUUUCGGUGGCGAUACCAUCAUUAACACCAAUCGUCAAAUUCGUUUAACUAGCAAUCAGCAGUCGCAAGUCGGUUUCCUGUGGUCUCGUUUGCCUAUUGUCGACGACAACUUUGAAGUAGAGUUUGAGUUCCGUGUGCACGGGUCCUCGGGCCAUUUGUAUGGUGACGGAUUUGCGAUGUGGCUCGUCAAGGAAAGAUUGGGUACUGGAGAUGUCUUUGGCGCAACGAAUCGAUUUGAUGGAUUGGGCAUUUUCUUUGAUACCUAUGAUAAUGAACGUGCUCAUCGCCAUACUUUCCCUUACAUCACCAGCAUGCUGGGCAAUGGGAUGGCAGUGUACGAGAACGACAAGGAUGGACGCACCACCGAACUGGUAGAAGGCUGUGAAGCCGAUUUCCGUAUGAAGGAAUUCCCCACUCGCGGCAAAUUGACCUUUUACAGAAACAAUUACCUGCAAUUGGACGUGAUGUGGAAAGAAGAAGACGUAUGGACUCAAUGCUUCAAGGCUUACAAAGUCCAAUUACCGGAAAGAAUGUAUCUCGGAUUCACAGCACACACAGGCGAAGUCACCGAUAACCACGACAUUGUGAGCGUGGAAGCGAAAUCGUUGACUGCUAAACCCAUCGAAGCAGCACCUGUGGUGAACGUUCCCAAGCCGAAGCGCAGCUCAGGAGGAUUCUUCUCGUUUAUAUUUAAAUUGUUGGUGGCCGCGGGUCUCGUUGCUGUCCUGUUUGUCGGUUACCGUCUCUAUGAAAACAAAAAUAGAAUGAAGCGUUUCUAAUUGAAUCGCUAUCCACAAGAAAGAAAGAAAAAAAGAGAGAAAAAGUUUGAUUUUGAUUUUGCACCUUUACUGUUCUCGCAUGUCAACUGGAGAUACACACUAUUUCUAGAGGAAAACUAUGAAGACCUUUUGAAGGGAUCGCUCCUUUCUUGAUCGGAUAAAGAACACAUGGAGAAUCGGUCUGCGAAAAUCACGGUCACACAAAAAAUGGUUUCCAGUCAUGGAGUGAUUUCACUGCAGCAUGACGAGUUUUUGCGCCCAAUGGCAGUUUUUGGACCCUAACUUUUAAUAAGACCGCUGCACAAUACAUGCAUGUU